AUGGGGUUGUCAAAUGGGGGAAAGCCUUCGGCUUGUGAUUACGAUGAAUCGAUUAAAAACGGCAGACCGGCGUUCUGCUUCGAAAAUGCUCUUUUCUACCACGACAUGAGGAAUAGGCGUGUUAGAGAUAUCAAAUUAUCCAAUUUCCACAAUGCAUCCACUUUUCACAAUGAAGGCUUCACAAAGGGUGAUGAAUUCCGCAUAACCAUUGAUGAAAAGUUUCACAUGAUGCUUCCCUACGCAUUCUACCCUGAGUGGUGUUGCAUGGGAUGGUUUUUUCUGGCCGUUGCUGCUCGUCGUCUGAGAUUCAGAUGCACGACUGCCUCCCUCGUUCGUCCUGGGAACGUUGCUCUCAUCAACAUGUCACCAUGGACUGAACAUCAACUCCCAUGGCCACUAGGAUGGUACGGAUAUUGA
Molecule: messenger RNA, 417 nt
Organism: Aspergillus melleus
Lineage: Eukaryota; Fungi; Ascomycota; Eurotiomycetes; Eurotiales; Aspergillaceae
Exons: 1
Coding region: 1-417 (138 amino acids)
Source: RefSeq, a predicted model, not a curated record